This is a messenger RNA of Aspergillus affinis, 1992 nucleotides long. RefSeq names its product DEAD/DEAH box helicase. The transcript has 2 exons. The record is from RefSeq and is a predicted model, not a curated record. Bases 1 to 1992 code for a protein of 663 amino acids. Gene Ontology annotation, molecular function: ATP binding; hydrolase activity; DNA binding. NCBI's taxonomy places the organism in Eukaryota, Fungi, Ascomycota, Eurotiomycetes, Eurotiales, Aspergillaceae.
AUGGAGGGCAUAUGUCGAUCACUGGGGUUCAUUCCCAUCUCACGUCUUCUCUGUCGGUCUCGCGGCCCUUGGAGAACGCUCCGGGUAGCUUACGCUCUGCCGAAACAGCAUGCCCGUCUUAAUUCUACGGUCGCUGCUGCUCCGACCUCACAUGGCGAUGCUCUAGUUCUCCGCGACUACCAGGAAGAAUGCAUACAGUCGGUCCUCGACCACGUCGACCAGGGCCACAGGCGACUGGGGGUCUCUCUUGCAACAGGCUCCGGCAAAACUGUGAUCUUUACUCAAUUAAUUGGACGUAUUCCGCCGCGUGACGAGAAGAGAGACCAGACCUUGAUUGUUGUCCAUCGACGUGAACUUGUCGACCAAGCGUCCCGGCACUGUCAGCUCGCCUACGGCUCAAACAAAACAAUCGAGGUCGAAAUGGGAAAAGAACAAGCUACGGGUUAUGCAGACAUCACCGUCGCCUCUGUUCGCAGUCUGGCAUCGGGUGAGCGGAUCCAUAAGUUUGACCCUAGCAGAUUCAAACUUAUUCUAGUCGAUGAGGCACACCAUAUUGUUGCGCCGUCCUACCGUACUGUACUCAAUCAUUUCGGACUCAGCGAGGCGUCCUCCGACUCCCCCGUGCUUGUCGGUGUGUCGGCGACGCUCUCGCGGUAUGACGGAUUAAGAUUAGGCAGUGCGAUUGACCACAUUGUAUAUCACAAGGAUUACAUGGAGAUGAUCGAUGACAAGUGGCUCGCGAAUGCGGUGUUCACCACAGUUCAGUCGCAUGCGAACUUGGCCCGCGUGAAGAAGGACAAGUUCGGUGACUUCGCCAUCGGUGCUCUUUCCGAGGCUGUGAACACUAAGACCACCAACGACAUUACCGUGCGCGCAUGGUUUGCCAACGCGCAGGAUCGCAAGUCUACCUUGGUGUUCUGUGUCGAUGUCAAACACACCAUGCGCCUCACCGAGGCGUUCCGCGCAGCCGGUGUCGAUGCGCGGUACAUCACGGGACGCACUGAUAAGAAGUUGCGUGAUGAACAGCUGGACAGCUUCAAGAAUCGAGAAUUCCCGGUCCUUCUGAACUGUGGUCUAUUCACUGAAGGCACGGACAUUCCUAACAUCGACUGUGUCUUGCUCGCCCGGCCCACGCGGUCUCGCAACCUCCUCAUCCAGAUGAUCGGCCGAGGACUACGGCUCUACCCCGGCAAGAAGGACUGUCACAUUAUCGAUAUGGUGGCCACCCUGGACACGGGUGUUAUAUGCACCCCGACCCUAUUCGGUCUGGACCCCGAUGAAGUGCUCAACAAGGAAAGCUCCAAGGACAUAAAAGAUCGCAAGAACUCUGAAGCUGUCGAGGCACCUGCCGAGCCGGAGAGCUCAGAACCCGAUUCGGAAGACCAGAUCAACCUCACCUUCACCAAAUACGACACCAUCUACGACCUCAUCCAUGACAUGAAAUCCGAGCGCCACAUCCGCUCGAUCAGUCGCUACGCCUGGGUCCGCGUCGGCGAAGACCGUUACCUCCUCUCCGACUCCAACGGCUGGCUCACCAUCGAGAAGGACCGUACCAGCAUCAACGACCCGCCCUGGAACAUAUUUCACGUCUUCAAAUUCACUUCCGUUGAUACCAACAAGACACAGUAUACGUAUCCGCGACUCAUCGGCAACGCACAGGAAUUCGAGUCCGCCGUCCACGCGGCCGAUACCUUUGCGGCGUCUAAGUUCACGGAGCGCUACAUCUCCACAAGUCAGCCCUGGCGACAGCGACCGGCUACUCCGACGCAGAUCGAUUUUCUGAACCAGCGCGACAUCCGGCAGGAGAAGUUCAGCACGGCAGACAACAUCACCAGAGGCCAAGCGACGGAUCUAAUCACGAAGCUGAGACACGGCGGGAAAAAGCGAUUCCAGUCGGCGAGGAAGAAGCGACAGAAGGAGGCGGACAAGAAAGCUCAAAUCGACAAGUUGUUGGACCGAGCGACCGUUUGUGUUGGACCGGUUACUGGAUGA